Lactuca virosa is the source of this 4481-nucleotide messenger RNA. Lineage: Eukaryota; Viridiplantae; Streptophyta; Magnoliopsida; Asterales; Asteraceae. The record is from the annotation of a GenBank genome assembly.
CAAGCUUUUUCCCCGUGGUACGAUGAACACAUAGCAGUGAGUGAAAGCAGAAGCAGCCAUCAAUCAGAUAUACCCAUACAUAUAUGUUAGAUUGCUGAAACCCCCUAAUAGUAAUAGUAAUAGUAUGAUAUAAUGGUGUUUAAAGGUAGAUUUUUCUCUUCAAAGAAAUCAUCCGGCACUUCAAGCCCCGAGGGAUCCAACAGUCCUCGAUCUAUUGGUUCUAACUCAAAUUCUCCCAUCAGAUCCGAAAAGAAGAAACCCAAGUCGGCAAGUAAAGAAGAUCAUCAUCGGCCGAUCGGUGGCAGUUCUUCGUUCCGUCAAACUCAAGUCAAAGAUGGCUCAACUUCAACUUCAAACCUAAAGCACCAGAAUCAGACCAGGAAAGACGUAACAGUAGGCACUGAAUCAAAGAUUCAUGCUCAGACUCAGAUUCCAGUCAGCACAAGACCUAGCUCUGGAGCAGCAUCAACAUCAUCCAAGUCGACGCGGGAAUCUGCGGCGGAAGUUCCGCCGACGGUUUCCCCAAUAUUGGCGUCUUCACUUGGGCUGAAUCGGAUCAAGACCAGAUCGGGGCCGCUGCCGCGAGAGAGCUUUCUGGGGUUCAAUAGAGAUAGUAAUAAUAACAAUGCUAAUAGCAAAAUGUCUUCGCUUGGGGCCAGUAAUCUUUCUAAAGCAAAAAACAGCGCAGGUGGUGAUGAGGGUAGCUUCAAAAAGAUGGGGAUUGCUGCUGAUAAGAAAAAGAUACCUUCUUCUUUCGAAAAUGUUGAUCGGGGUUCAUGGGCCGACAAUGUCAGCGCUUCAGACGCCACCACUAAAAGCUUGCUUUCAAGAGAUCAGAACCCCAAUGUUUUAGGCCGUUCGCCACUACGAAAUGUAGAAUCUUCAUCAGAAGCUGGGCGUCUGAAGUCAAGGGGAUACUCUGGAGGGUUGAGGAGCUCAGAGAUUUGUACACCAGAGAUGAAGACAUCAUAUGAUUGUGAGAACCCGAAGGAAUCUGAAUCACCCCGGUUUCAAGCCAUACUCCGGGUUACAAGUGCUCCUAGAAAGAGAUAUCCCGCGGACAUCAAAAGUUUUUCCCAUGAAUUGAACUCAAAAGGUGUACGACCUUUCCCACUUUGGAAGCCUCGAGGUUUAAAUAACGUAGAGGAGGUUUUGUCAAUGAUACGGGGUAAGUUUGACAAAGCAAAGGAAGAAGUAGAUGCUGAUCUUCAUAUAUUUGCUGGAGAUUUACUUGGCAUUCUAGAAAAGAAUGCAGAAAGUCAAGCGCAAUGGCAGGAAACUCUAGAGGACUUACUGGUGUUGGCUCAGAGGUGUGCCAUGACAUCUCCUGGAGAGUUUUGGUUGCAGUGUGAGGGGAUUGUUCAAGAACUGGACGACAGGCGUCAAGAGCUCCCCAUGGGUAUCUUGAAACAGCUUCACACCCGAAUGCUCUUCAUACUCACAAGAUGUACAAGGCUCCUGCAGUUCCAUAAAGAAAGCGGAUUGGCUGAAGAUGAACUUGUUCUUCAACUCCGUCAAUCCCUUCAUUCAGCAGAUAAACGUAUUCCUCCAAGACCCUCAAAACCAAGAAAAUCUUUCAGUCAGGAACAACACGGGAUGCUGGAACCCAAGAAAGAAAAACCCAUACAACAACAUCCUGCAAAUCCUCCUACUGUAGAAAUACCUAAAACCUUGGACUCGGGUAGAGACCGAAUGGCUUCUUGGAAGAAAUUCCCAUCUCCUGGACCUGGACCAAAAAGCCCCCAAGAAGAAGUUGUGGUCAAGGAACAGACUGAUACAAAGUUGGAUGCUAUUAUUGAGAGGGUAGCCAGUGAAAAAGAUGUGGAUCUGACUACUACUACUACUACUAUGAAGCUAUCGCCUGUUAAAGAUUCACAAUCUAGCACGCCUUUUAAGCAUCAGCAUCGAGUUUCGUGGGGGUGGGGGGAUCAACCGAAUAUCUCUGAUGAAACUUCCAUCAUUUGUCGGAUUUGUGAAGAGGAGGUUCCGACUUUACACGUGGAAGAACAUUCUAGAAUUUGUGCGAUUGCUGAUCGUUGCGAUCAGACAGGUAUACGUGUAGAUGAACGGCUUGUAAGAGUUGCUGAAACCCUAGAAAAGUUAAUGGAGUUGAUUUCACAAAAGGAUAAUAGAAGUCCAGAUGCUGCUAAAGCAAGUUCAAGUGUUACCGAAGACUGUGAUUUCAUGUCCCCUAAGCUUAGUGAUUGGUCACGUAGAGGUUCAGAAGACAUGCUUGAUUGUUUUCCUGAUCAAGCUGAUAAUUCUGUAUCAAUGGAUGAUCUUAAAGCUCACCCCUCCAUGUCAUGUAGGACCCGCUUUGGUCCUAAAUCUGACCAAGGAAUGACCACAUCAUCUGCUGGCAGCAUGACUCCUAGGUCUCCAUUGAUGACACCAAAAACCAGCCAGAUAGACUUGUUAUUGGCAGGGAAGGGUGCCUAUUCUGAACAUGAUGACCUUCCACAGAUGAAUGAGCUUGCUGAUAUUGCUCGAUGUGCUGGCAAUACGCCAUUGGAUGAUGACCGAUCUUUGUCGUAUCUGCUGACGUGUCUUGAUGACUUGAGAGUCGUGAUCGACCGGAGAAAGUUUGAUGCCCUGACUGUCGAGACAUUUGGAGCACGCAUAGAGAAGCUUAUUCGGGAGAAGUAUUUGCAGCUGUGUGAGAUGGUUGAUGAUGAAAAAGUUGACAUCUCAAGCACGGUUAUCGAUGAAGAUGCUCCAUUGGAGGAUGAUGUGGUACGGAGCUUGAGAACCAGCCCUAUACAUUCCGGAAAUAAGGACCGCACUUCCAUUGAUGACUUUGAGAUUAUAAAACCGAUUAGCCGUGGGGCAUUUGGGCGCGUCUUUUUAGCCAAAAAGAGAACCACAGGAGAUCUUUUUGCUAUAAAGGUUCUUAAGAAAGCUGACAUGAUCCGGAAGAAUGCGGUUGAGAGUAUAUUGGCAGAGCGUGAUAUUUUGAUAUCCGUCCGCAAUCCUUUUGUGGUCCGUUUCUUUUAUUCUUUUACUUGUCGCGAAAAUUUGUACCUUGUCAUGGAAUACUUGAAUGGGGGUGAUCUAUAUUCGUUAUUGAGAAACUUAGGCUGCUUGGAUGAAGAUGUUGCUCGUAUAUACAUUGCAGAAGUGGUGCUUGCUUUGGAAUAUCUACAUUCUCUACGUGUGGUUCACCGUGAUCUAAAACCGGAUAAUUUAUUGAUUGCACAUGAUGGUCAUAUUAAGUUAACAGAUUUUGGGCUAUCAAAGGUUGGUCUAAUUAACAGUACAGACGAUUUAUCUGGUCCAGCAGUGAGUGGCACAUCACUAUCACUAUUGGGUGAUAAUGAGUCUCAGUCAUCUCUAUCAUCUCCAUCUCCAUCUCUAUCUCUAUCUCUAUCUGCCACUGAGACUCAACAAGAAAGACGCAAAAACCGGUCUGCUGUUGGAACUCCAGACUAUUUGGCACCCGAGAUUCUUCUGGGAACUGGACAUGGUACAUCAGCGGAUUGGUGGUCUGUUGGUGUAAUACUAUUUGAGCUGAUUGUUGGCAUUCCUCCUUUCAAUGCAGAGCACCCUCAGAUGAUAUUUGACAACAUUCUCAACCGUAACAUACCCUGGCCUGCAGUGCCUGAUGAAAUGAGCCCUGAUGCCCAGGAUCUCAUUGAUCAAUUACUGACAGAAGAUCCUAACCAGAGACUUGGAGCUAGGGGAGCAACCGAGGUGAAACAGCAUCCAUAUUUUAGGGAUAUUAACUGGGAUACCCUUGCCAGGCAAAAGGCUGCAUUUGUGCCUUCAUCAGAGAGUGCACUGGACACAAGUUAUUUCACAAGUAGGUACACAUGGAAUAACUCAGAGCAGGUAUAUGCAGCAAGUGAAACAGAGGAUUCUAGUGACGAUGGAAGCAUGAGUGGUAGUAGUAGCUGCCUAAGCAAUCGUAAUGAUGAAGUGGCUGAUGAUUUUGGGGGUCUUGCUGAACUUGAAUCCGGAACUUCUGUCAACUAUUCUUUUAGUAAUUUCUCCUUCAAGAAUCUUUCGCAACUGGCAUCGAUCAACUAUGAUUUACUGAGUAAAGGGUUGAAAGAGGAUCCACAUCCACAUACAAAUCCUAAUUUAUAAGCAUGAUCUCCUCCAGCUCCAGUUCAAAGACACACCGAAAGAAAAAGAAAAAAAAAUGUUUGUUGUUGUUGUCAGAUAGAUAGAUAGAUCACAGAUGGCAGAUGAAUAUGAAAGUGGAGUCAUCAGCUGCACAUGUUUCCUAUGUACUACAAGUCAAGUAGCUGUUAAUGGAAAUCACAUGACAUGAUGAUGAUGAUGAUGAUGAUGAUGGGUGGAAUAGAUAAAAUGUUGGUCAUCGAUCCACUUUUUAGUUCCUACACUUGAUUUUGAUUUUGAUGAUGACUGACUGUCGACUCACUCACAUAGUAAGUGAAGUUGUCAAAAUUGGCAUCCCAUCACAUCAUCAUGAUUUGUUAGUGAACUUUCCCUUUGUUUUUCCCAGCCAGCUAUCCAAA